This is a messenger RNA of Pseudozyma hubeiensis SY62, 1131 nucleotides long. RefSeq lists its product as hypothetical. Gene Ontology annotation, biological process: nucleoside catabolic process; nucleotide biosynthetic process. Gene Ontology annotation, molecular function: ATP:ADP adenylyltransferase activity; sulfate adenylyltransferase (ADP) activity; bis(5'-nucleosyl)-tetraphosphatase activity. The record is from RefSeq and is a predicted model, not a curated record. Bases 1 to 1131 code for a protein of 376 amino acids. The transcript has a single exon. Lineage: Eukaryota; Fungi; Basidiomycota; Ustilaginomycetes; Ustilaginales; Ustilaginaceae.
AUGUCUUCGCAAGCGUCGAUUCCAGACGCUGACCUCAAGUCGCUCGCUUCGAUCGUCAAGAGAAAGUUUGACGUGGCGAUCGCCGAAGGAGACGCAUUCUUCUACCCAUCCGAAAAGAUCACUCUUCAAGAAUCCGAGUCCACCGGCAUCUCGUGGCAGAUUCGGACCGUUCUCGCACUUCUCAAGAAGCCCAAGUCCGCCGACACCGCACCAACGCAACAGACCUCAAAACCGGAACAGAACAAGUCCGAUGUAUUCGCCCCACCAUACGUCCCCAACCUUCACGUCACCGAUCUGGGCCCGGACCAUGUUCUCCUGCUCAACAAGUUCUGCGUAGUCCCACAGCACUUUCUCCUCGUAACACGCACUUUCGAAAGUCAAGAACUCCCACCGUCUCCAGCCACACUCUCGCUCGCCUAUCGAAUCGUCUCCACCCAUCGUGGCGAAACCGAGUUGCUGGCGUUCUACAACUGCGGCACGACUUCCGGUGCAUCUCAACCGCACCGUCAUUUGCAAUUUGUCCAAUGUCCACCGCUCGACACCACCGGAUCCGAUGCGAUCGAAUGUGGGAGGUUGACUGCGGAAGAGCAGGACAAGAUCGUAGAGAGCGAAUACAAGAUUCCCGUAGAAUCGCUGCUGGAACGCAUCGAGAGAGAUGGGAAGGAGCAGAGCAGUGUUCACGCGUUGCCGCUGCCUUGGCAGCAUUUCGUCGUGUUGAUGGAACCAACGGCUGCGAUGAGGAAGAACGAAGGUGAGAUGGAGAGGUACGUCGGAAACAAAUUUAUGGGGUUGUUGGACGCUCUGUUCCGAGCGAGGAUGUUCGCAGGUGAGGAGGGCGGGAAGAGGGAAAGACCGGCGUUCAACGUGUUGAUUACGAAGAGGGCGAUGCAUCUCAUCCCCCGAUCGAAAGAAGAGUACGAUGGGCUGGACGGCAAACGAGAGGAUGGAAAGGUGGGGAACCUUUUGAUCAACUCUUUGGGUUACGCUGGGUUCAUGUUGACGAGAUCGGUGGAGGAGCAGGAGGCGUUGAAGGGGGUGGAAGGAGGGGUGGAGGAGGUGUUGAGGGUGACGGGGGUGUCGCCGGUCGAGGAUGUGACUGUCCAGGCUGGUUUGCCAACGACGAACAUAUAG